AUGAAAGUAUUUUUGAUUACUUUAUUAGCUUUUGGCUAUUUAUGGUAAGGUAUUUUAUAUUUUUUUUAGUUAAAUAAAUACAUUUCAAUAAAAUCCCGGAAUUUCAGCGAUGCUGCAUUGAUUUCAAGUUUGCCUGGUGCACCAAAUGUUUCAUUCAAACAAUAUUCGGGUUAUUAUAAUGUUGGUACAAAGAAAAAUCAUAUGAUGCAUUAUUGGUUUGUUGAAUCACAAAAUAAUCCGGCAACAGAUCCAGUUUUGGUUUGGUUGACUGGUGGACCAGGAUGUUCUGGAUUAUCAGCAUUGUUGACUGAAUGGGGACCAUAUAAUGUGAAUACUGACGGAGCAACUCUUUCGAUCAAUCCUUAUUCGUGGAAUAAAAAUGCAUCAGUUUUGACUUUGGAAGCGCCAGCUGGAGUGGGAUAUUCAUAUUCGACUGAUGGUGAUAUUUCAACUGGAGAUGAUCAAACAGCUUCCGAAAAUUGGGAAUCACUUGUCGCAUUUUUCACCGAAUUCCCACAAUAUAAAUCAAAUGAUUUUUAUGUAACUGGAGAAUCUUAUGGUGGAAUUUAUAUUCCAACUCUUGUUCAAACUAUUUUGGAUCGUCAAUCACAAUUCAAUAUUAACAUCAAAGGAUUAGCAAUUGGAAAUGGAUGUGUUUCUCAAAAUGAAGGAACUGAUAGUCUUGUUCGAUUCUUAUAUCAUCACGGAGUUGUUGAUGAGGCAAAAUGGGAACAUAUCAAAACAGCUUGUUGUCAUAAUGAUACUGAUUCAUGUGCUUUCCAUUCAUUCAGUGAAUUUGGAACAUGUGGACAAUUUGUGGUUGCAACUGAACAAACUGCGUGGAAUGGUGGUUUGAAUCCAUAUAACAUGUAUUCUGAUUGUGUUUCAACAUCUGAACAAAAUCGAUUUGCAAUUGAAUACGAAAGAAGAUUCCAAAAGAAAUUCACACCAGAAGUUUUGGGAACAGUUCCAUGUUUGGAUGAAUCACCAGUCACUAAUUAUUUAAAUAGACAAGAUGUUAGAAAAGCAUUGGGAAUUCCAUCAUCUGUUGGACAAUGGUCUAUUUGCAAGUAAGUAUUUUUCAGAAUAUAAUUUGAAUUUUGUGAACUUUGCUUCCCAGUUCAAGAUUCCUCUGUUUCGAACCCUUUCUAAGCUCAUUUCAAAACCAAGACUUCGAAAAAACACAAUUUUUCUAGCAAUGCAAUCUCCUAUGGAUACAAAAGACAAUACGGUGACAUGACUUCCCGAAUUCAAAAUGCUAUCAAUAAUCACAAUCUCAAAGUUAUGCUUUAUAAUGGAGAUGUUGAUUUGGCUUGUAAUGCUUUGAUGGGACAAAGAUUCACCGAUCAAUUGGGAGUUGCUGUAAGCCCUUUUUCUGACAAAUUCUUAUUCUAUUCAAUAUUUUCAGCUUACCCACAAAAAAGCCAAAUAUGUUGUUAAUGGACAAGUUGGAGGAUAUGUUACAACUUAUGGAAAUAAUGUUCAUUUUGCAACUGUUAGAGUGAGUUUGAAUUUCGUUUUCAUUUUUUCAUAACUAAAAUCAUAUUUUGCAGGGAGCUGGACAUAUGGUUCCAACCGAUAAACCAGCUGUGGCCGAUCAUAUUAUUCAAGCGUUCUUGUUCAACAAAUCGUUCUAAAUGAAAUGAAAUAUGUAAUAAAUCAAAUUUGAUGAAAAAAAUAGUGCCACAUGUUAUUUGCAGCACGAAUAUGAUUUUUUUCGGCUUGGAAAAUUAUUGUCAAUUUUUAUGAACAACUCUCUUAACAGGAUCCUUUUUGUGAUCCAAUAUAUUUUUCAAAUUAAAAAAAAACCUCACGGGAAUAUUUUUCUGCCAAGUUUUUUGCAGCUUUGGUUACUGUAGUACUAUUUUUGAAAAAAACCGAGGUGAAGAAUUUUUCCUAGAGAAAGGUAGCCACCAUUACUGUAUCAAUAUUGUCAUCCAAGUUCAUAAAUUAAACUUUGAACAAUUUGCAAAAAAAUCAGAAACUUUGUGCUAAACGACUUAACUUUAAUUUUGACAAAAAAGCAAGCUUUUUUUCGUGAGAAAAUUGCAAAAAAUUAUUUUCUGUGAUUUUUUAUCUCAUAAAUCUUUUGGUAAAAAAAAGAAAAACAGCAGCUCGGGUCAAUAAAAAUCUUAUAUUCAUAAAAAAAAGAAAACCGAAAACGGCUGGUUUCGUCGAAACAAGGGACAGCGAAUUGUUUGCUUGUUGUGUCUUGUCGCGCGAGUACUGUAACACACGAGUGGCGUGUGCAUUUCUUUUAUUUUUUAUUUCUUUUUCGUUUUUCAUUUUUUUUCGCGGUUUCGUAGGUUUCGAUACGUAAGUCAAACUCAACUUUUUAUUAUAUAUAAAUAACUAUUUUUCAGGCGCAAAGAAAAAGGGACGAAAAUGCGACAACCGCUUCGGGACAUCGGAAACCGGAAUUAUGUGAGUCGUUUUGCAAGAAAAAUAAUAAAAACUUUGAAAUUUCUCUCAAAGAAAAUAUUUAAUCUAACUUUUUUCGAAUUUAGAAAAUUAUCAGCUUAUCAGCGAAUUUGUUCUGGUGAAUAUUGUUAAUUAUGCCGAAUUGAUCACCAGCGGAAUGAGGAGAAAAACAUUUUUCGAAAAAACAAUUUUCGGAAGCUUGCGGUCAUCGAAGGUCAAAGAUAUUGUUUUCUCCAGUGAUUAUAUUUUUUUUACAUUAGAGCGCACAAUCUCUUUGACCAUCGAUGACCGCCAGCUUUCAAAAAAAACAUUUGUUCUCCUCAUUCCGUCGCCAAUCAAUUCAGCAGGAUGAACAAUAUUACAUUUAACUUUGAGAAACUAUUAGUUUUGAACGCCAGAAAUAAAAAAAACAAACAACAAAACGUGAUUUUCACACCAGAAUCCAAGUGAUAAAAGCUUACUUAAAAUCCAAGAAACAUUCGUAUUCAAAACUUCAAUAUGAAAAAAGGAAAAAACAAUAUCACCUAACUCGUGGAUUUUUAUAAUUAAAAUUCCUACCUAUAUCUCUGAACCCAUCAAUUCUAAUUCUAGAAAAAAUCUGCCUCAUGCUUCUCUCCAAGUUUUCCAACCAGCAGCCUUCCUGCGUCUUUUGUUAAAAAAAACGAUAAUGAAUCUCCAAAUAAGAGUUCAAAAUUUUAAUUCAAAUUUAAUACUUAAUAAUUUUUCUAUGCCUUUCUCGUAAUUGACCAUUCAAUGGAUUUCUAACAAAAUUGAAUUGAAAAUGUAAUUGAACUCCAAAUACAAAAUUAAUUCUACCCUUUUAAUAAAAUAAAAAAAAACUAUGAAAAUUAUUUCUAUGCCGAACCAAACUUCGAAAAAAUCUCUGUUUAAAUCUAAUUACUUAUACAACAAACCGUGGCUAGACUCGUGGAUUACAAAAUAAAAAUAGUAUACAUUAAUGUAAUAAAAAUUAAUGUAAUAAAAAUAAUGGAAAAAUUGUGAGUUUCGAAUGAUUUUUGAACUGCAAAAAAUUCAAAGAAAAAAUGGUUAAAAAUUUGCUUUUAAAGUUUUUCAGCCAGUUUCUAAGGCGAUGAUGCAGAUUAGUUUCUCCCCCGAGCUAAUUGAGGAGAAAGAGGAGAAACGUGUUGCACGUGGAGGCGAAACAAUGUAUUUUUCGAAUUUCGCCCCAUUUCUCCUCGGAGGAGAAACUCAUCUGCAACAUCGCCUAACUGUUUUUAAACUAAAUUCUAAAUUAAAGUCAAUUUUCUUGAAAAUCUGCUAAAAUCUCACAUUUUCAUAGACCUUGUAUUAAAUUAUUAUGAAUUAUCAAUGAAAUAAGAAUUAAAUUAUUAUGAAUUAUCAAUGAAAUAAGAAAAUAAAUUUGAAUUAAAUAAUCAUUUUUCCAUUAAAGACUUUGAGAAUUUUCAGAAGUCGACAUCAAGAAGGACGAGGAAAUUCAACAUCUUGGCAAUUUUAUUUUUUAUUGGUAAAAAAAUAA
Messenger RNA from Caenorhabditis angaria, 3919 nucleotides. The record is from the annotation of a GenBank genome assembly. Lineage: Eukaryota; Metazoa; Nematoda; Chromadorea; Rhabditida; Rhabditidae.